Messenger RNA from Hypanus sabinus (Atlantic stingray), 5269 nucleotides. RefSeq names its product protein FAM83F-like. Bases 39 to 1553 code for a protein of 504 amino acids. The transcript has 5 exons. The record is from RefSeq and is a predicted model, not a curated record. Lineage: Eukaryota; Metazoa; Chordata; Chondrichthyes; Myliobatiformes; Dasyatidae.
AGAGAGAGAGAGAGAACCAGAGAGAGGCAGCAGGCGACAUGGCUGACUCCCAGUUGAUAUGUUUGGAUGAUAAUCAUGUUAAUGUUAGCAUUAAUGACAAGAAUCCACAAUUUUUUUACUGUGAAUCACAGCGGCUGGCUUUGGGGGAACUGCUGGAAUCCAGGGCAGCAGAUUUCAGCAAAAUUAUCAAGAAAAAAGGCAUGAAGGAGUUUUUAUCUUUUAAGGAAGUAAAGAAAAUUUCCAAGAAUUGGGAAAAGUAUAACGUGGACAAAACAGACUCUCCACAAGGUAAGGGAACAGAGGGUGAUGGCUCCCUCACCUACUGGCCAGAAAAGAGUGACAUUCCCAUUCCCGAGCUGGACUUGGGCUGGACGGAGUAUGUGGCCUAUCGAGGGAUCACUAGGGCCAUCGUCUAUAUGCAUCCCCCCAAGAACAAUGAGCCUUUCAUCAAGGAAAUCGUGCGGAAGAUGAUCCAGGAGUCCAGCAAGGUGAUUGCGGUGGUGAUGGACGACUUCACGGACCGGAACAUACUCAUGGACCUUCUGGAGGCUAGUUACCGGCGCAGGGUGGCAGUCUACGUCGUGCUGGACCAGGGUAACCUGAAGUACUUCCUGGAGAUGUGCCGUGGGUUGGAGCUGAAUGAGCUGAAGAUUCGAAACGUACGAGUUCGUUCCAUUGCUGGCAUCGGCCUCUACUUGGUGGCAGGACACGUGUUGGGCUCGUUAAAUCAGAAGUUUAUGAUCGUGGACGGCGAUAAAGCCCUUUCGGGGUCUUACAGUUUCACCUGGAGCUGCGCCCGGCUCCACCGCAGUAUGACCACCCUCUUCACCGGGCAGAUCCUGGAGGCGUUCGACACCGAGUUCCGGGAGCUCUACGCCAACUCGGACGCCGUGAACCUGCACGAGGAGCUGGGAAUCAGUUCGGACUUCAAGCUCCGAGACAAAGGCACCGAGGGCGGCCUCAUCCCUCCCCGCUCCACCGAACUCCAGCGCAAGCUCAACAACCCCAAGUACUUGCUGGCGAUGGAGGGGGUUCGCCGGGCAGCCUCGGACAACAAGCUGUCGCCGACCAUUGACGGUAAACUCCCGGAACGGGACCGGACUCUGGCCCGCCGGGACCGCAGGGGGACCCUGCACGAAAGCAGGAAGGAGGACGACGGCAAGAGCCAACGAGCCGUCCACGAUUGGCUGCUCAAGAACGAUGUCAGGGGCCUCGACCAACCGGAGCCUCUGGAGGACCUGGUCCCGCCUCACAAAAUGCCCAAUAGCAGCAAAGUGGGCGGGAGCAAGUUCAAGUUCCCCAACUUUGGGAGGGCGCUCUCCAGAAAGGACCGAUCCAGCCUGAUGGGCAGCAGGGACUUGUCAGAGCUGGCCCCCAGCGGCCCCUCUGAGUCAGACCUAUCCUCCAAAAAAAGCACCAAGGGCAAGAGGAAGAAAGAGGAGGUUGAUGGCCAGGACAAAGCCAAUGCAGGAAGGUCGAGCUCUCCGUUCCUGGAACGCCACGCCAGCACCAACACCAUCAAGAGUAAAAAGGAGAAGUGCCGGAUUUCGUGAGGAGUUGGCGGCAGACCCGUGUUGCAGGCCGUUCGGCCCUUCGAGCGUGUGCUGGACAUCAUCUUCUCAUUUUCUUUUUCCCGCCAACUCUCCCCCCCCCCACCAGUUCCACCACUCACCCACACAUCAGGGGCAACUAGUCCGCCAAUCGGCCCGCCUUUGGGGUGCGGGACGGAAUCGGAGCGCUCGGGAUGAUCACGGGGAGAAUGCGGGAACCCCACGUGCUGGAGUUUGGGAAUGAAUCCGGAUCGCUUGAGCUCCGCAAGGUGUGGAGGGGGGGGGGAAAUGGGGCGGGUUCACCACAGUAGAUUUGCUUGUACAGCCUGGUGUACCUGUUUGAUGUCUUUUUCUGGUCCGGCGUCGCGUCUCGAUCGCUCGGACCCGAAUGUCCGACUGUCCCGGGUCGGACAGCCGGCAACUUCGUGGACAACAGCGCCCCGUCGUGGCCAGGCGAAGAACUGCACAUUCAUAUUUCCUCAUAUCACCGAGAAAGGGUACGUUUGUAAACUUGUGGGGCACGGGAGGGGGCAGAACACCACCUUCUGCCUCCUCUAAAAGUAGGCGAUGAGUGUUUUGGAUAAGUUCACAUUACAGAGUGAAAAACUGUCAUCUCGGGGUCUGGUAUCAGCAGCAUUGGGACAACCUGUUGACAAGGUCACCAGUGCCUGCCUGCCUCUGUAUUUUCAAAAGUUCGAAGGACUUUUUACUAUCUAGGUAUGUGUACUUUAUGCAGCCUCGAAGUUCGUCUCCUUACAGGCAGCCACGAAACAUAGAGCCCCGACAGAAACCAUUAGAAGCAAAAGAACACCCAAUGUGCUGAGAGAGAAAAAAAACAAAUUGUGCAAACGGUAAAACCAAGCAAACAGUGUUCAGAACUGAAGUUCACAAUGCCAAGCAUCACCGCAGCCGAUUCGAAAGCACCAGCCCGGCGCAUUGCACAGAGCAGUGAGCCGAGCUGGUCCCUCUCUCGCCUCCGACCCCGGCACCCCGACCAUUUCAAUCCGGCCCGGCCCGUGCUUAAGUUGUCCAAACCGCGGGACAUUCCUCACUCUCGGACCCGGGCUCUGCUGCUUCACUACAGCUCUCAAAUCGUUCAGACCUCGGACCUCGUCUCGCCCCCGCCGCGUCGAAUUUCCCCCUCGUUCGCCUCCAGCAACUCCAGCCCCGGACAUGGCUGCAACCGUCCUGGUCCCCGCAAAAUGCCACAUCGUACGGCUCAACCCCGAUGGGGGAAGCCACAGGCUACAGCUUGCAGCAAUUGUUUACCAGCGAGAACGGCAAAAUAUUUAGUCACUUUCUUCGUUCCAGUGGCCACGAGGAAGUCGCCACUUAAGCCAGUAAGUAGCGGCUUGGUAAACCAGGCGUGUGUGAGAGAUUGAACACUGAAUGCCCUGCAGGUUCGGAUCCAGAUUGAUCCACAACACGUACGCAGAAACAGUCAAAUGCGUCAUUCCUGUUAAAACCAGCACAGCGCAAGGUGUGGUGGGGUGGGAUGGGCAGCCCGCGAGUGUUACCACACGCCCGGGCACCAACAUCGCCUGCCCACAACACUCGAACGAACAACACAGAACACAACGAGCAAUGAAACAACAACAGCAGAACAGGCCCCGGCCCUCCCUCGCGACGAUCUACUCACACACGUGGACAGUCCCCCUCACGACAGGGCAGGCCUCAGGCCUGCAGGCUUUGGCCAUCGGGCGUGGACUUCCGGGAUUUGGGACUUCCAUAAUCAUUCCAGACAGAAGGUUUUCCCACUUUUUCCCAAGGUUCGGAAUCACAUUAGCCCUCCGAACCGAUACGGACGCAGACGGGAGUUGGGAAUGUGGAGCGACAGGCAAUCGUCUGGAUGAACUCAGCGGGCCAGACAGCCGCCGAUUCAACACCACCCUCAACCCCUCUCCUCCAGAGUCUACCCGGCGGCCUGCCGAUGCCUCUCCUCCCGCUGGGACUGCACACAGAACCAGCACCGGCCUGAGCCAGGAGGAGAGAAGCCGGUGGCCAGUGGAGUCGGAGCUCAGGGGAAGGCCCGGACCAUCCGGGGCAGCUUGUGGAGGAUGGACGCGGUGGGACAGAGAGCAGCCGUGAUCUUAGCGCAUGGGAGAAAAGUCAAGAGUCUGACUGGCCUGCCCCUGUUCGUUUAGCGAAACAGCACAGACUAGAACCUUCCGGCCCUUCGAGGGCACCACUCCAGCAAUCCCUGGCACCCCCGAUUUCACCCUAACCUAAUCACGGGGACAAUUUACAAUGACCAAUUAACCUACUCGGUGUGCCUGUGGGGAGAAAAACCAAAGCACUCUGGGAAACCCUGCGAGGAGGGGGUACAGGGGUCACCAGAAUUGAACUCUGAACUCCGACAUCCCGAGCUGUGAUAGUGUCGCGCUAACUGCUACGCUGCCAUGGCGACCACGGUUAUGUCACCCAGGUUUUCUGUGUUCGGGAUAUGGACUUGGACUACAGACUUUUUUCUCAGUCUUAUAGCUUUUUAUAUUCUGCGUUUUUCACCCAAACUUUCUCUCUUUUUUUUGUGUGUGCAGGGGGUGGGAUUGACGUGGCUGUUCCACUCAUGUUUUUUUUGUGCGGUGGGGGAGGGAUUUGUGGGGGUUGGUGAACAAAAGGAACCGUCCCUUUCUUCCUCGGUUCCGUGGCUCUCUGGAGAAGAAGAAUUCCAGAGGUUGACACUUCGAUAAUAAAUGAACCUUUGGAUGGUUAGUUUAAUUAGUGCCUUCUGCUUCUAAAUCUUGAAUUCCCUAAGAAACUAGGCUGGCACCCCAGACCCAAGUAUAAAGUUUAAAGUAAGUUUAUUAUCGAAGUGCAUAAAUGUCACCAUGUACAACCCCGGGGUUCGUUUACUUGAGGGCAUUCACAGUAAAUACAGAAAUCACAAUAGAAUUGACGAAAGAUCGCACCCAACAGGGGACAAACAGCCAAUGUGCAAACCAUGCAAAAUACAAAAAGAAAGGAAUAAUAAUUAUAAAUAAGCAAUAAGUAUCAAGAAUAUGAACAAACAAUCCUUGAAAGUGAGUCUAGAGGCUGUGGGAACAGUAAAGGUAUCCCCUCUGAAAAAGGAUCUAGUGCUCUCCCGGUGUGUAUGAUUUCUCGAGCUGCCAGCCGGGUGCAGAUAUUGAUUAUUACAAAUGUUUCGAUGACAAACUCUCUCAUCCUGAAGAUGGCAGAGUUUCUCAUUGAAACGCCGGUUAUAAUUGAUACCUGUACCUGGCUGGAAGCCCGUGGUAACCCGCUUUGGUUCAAGAGGAACGCAGUGGGAAUACAGACCGAGACGGCACCCACUGGGGCUGGGAUACAGAAACAACCAGGACCCAUGGGAUCUGGAGUGCACUCAGAGCCAGCACCCUUGGGAGUUGGGAUCCAGACAUGUUACACUUGCUUUUAAGCCAAGAUUUGCUCUCAGUAUUCAUGCUGUUCUGAAUUCAGAGGAUUCAACAUCCUAAAUGACUCCAGUAAUAGUAUUUAUAGUUUAUAACUUUCGGUGUUUUUCUAAAUGGGGCUCAGAACUUGCUCUCAUACAGGAUGAAAAUGUUUAAAGGCAUUCCAGGAUUAUUGCAAGAAGAACGUAGGUGAGACUUGUUCAUCUUUGAAACAACAAUGUGAAUGUAUGUAUGUUACAUAAAGAAAUGACUUUACACUAAACAUUCGGUAUAAACUUUUGUACAUUUCUGUAAUUUUGUUUUAAUAAACUUUAUUUUAAGGAUAUUUGA